AUGACAGCUGCCGCCUCCCAAUCUCCCCUUCAUCCUGGCCUUACCUUCCAUCCCUCCCAUCCCUCCCUUAUCUCUCUUCCCUGCCUUCCCUCCCUUCCCUCCCUUCCCUCCCAUCCCUCCCUUCCCUCCCUUAUCUCUCUUCCCUACCAUCCCUCCCUCCAUCCCUUCCCUUUUUUUGCAUACCUUCCCUUUCAUGCCUCCCAUCACCUCUCCCUGCCGUCCCAUCUCCCCGUCAUGCCUCCCACCAUCUCCAUUCUCGAACAGGCCCAUCUCAUGUCAUCACUUCACCUCUUCUCCCAUCGUUGCCACCCCUCCGUCCCUUUUGCAACUCAACUCCCAUCGUCACACUCGCUACGUCCGCCCACCCACUCUUCCUGCCAUUCUCACCCAGUCCUCACCACCAUCCCUCCCUUCCUGAUUCCUAUAACCAACCCCCUCUUCCCGUGCAUGUGCUGCCAUCACUGCUGCCCCAUAAAUGCCUCUAACUCAUUUGUAAUCACAUGUAUUUCCUUUCUCCCGUCCCUGCCUUCCCGACACACCUCUUCCAUCACACCUCCCUGUCUUCACGUCACACCUCCCUGCCUCCCCAUCACACCUCCCUGUCUUCCCUCCAUGGGAAGGCGGGGGAGUGAGGGUAAGCCCGGGGAGGAGGGAGCAAUGGAGCUAAUCUCCCUUUCCGCUUCCCUCUCAUCCCUCCUUGCAAUCUCCCGUCCCUCCCUUCCCUCCCUAAUCUCCCGUCCCUGCCUUCCCUCAUUCUCUCCCUUCCAUCCCUUCCCUCCCUUCCCUCCCUUCCCUCCCUUCCCUCCCUUCUCUCCCUACUCUCCCUUCUCUCCCUUCUCUCCCUGCUCUCCCUUCUCUCCCAUCUCUCCGUUCCCUCCCUUUACCCCCUUCCCUCUCUUAUCUCCGUUGCCUCCCUCCUCUCCCUUCCCUCCCUUUCCUCCCAAAUCUCCCACCUCCCACCUCUCCCUAACCCAUCUCCCCUUCAUGCCUAACACCACCUUUCCCUUCCUUCUCAACCCCCCUUCAUCCCUCCCACUAUCUUUCCCUUCCUUCUCAACCCCCCUUUAUUCCGGCCACCACCUUUCCUUGCGUGCCCAUCCCCCUUUCAUGCGUCCCACAUCCUUUCUCUGCCUUCCCAUCUUCCCUUCUUGCCUCCCAACACCCCUCUCCGUGCCUUCGUCCUUUCUUCCCUCCCUUCCACUCCUUUCUCACUGGGCCACUCUUUGUCCUGCUCGUGGGGGCAAGCCGAACCUCCCAUCCCCUUCCAGCCCCUCUCAUCCCCUUCCAGCCCCUCCCAUCCCCUUCCAGCCCCUCCCAUCCCCUUCCAGCCCCUCCCAUCCCCUUCCAGCCCCUCCCAUCCCCUUCCAGCCCCUCCCAUCCCCUUCCAGCCCCUCCCAUCCCCUUCCAGCCCCUCCCAUCCCUUUCCAGCCCCUCCCAUCCCCUUCCAGUCCCUCCCAUCCCCUUCCAGCCCCUCCCAUCCCCUUCCAGUCCCUCCCAUCCCCUUCCAGUCCCUCCCAUCCCCUUCCAGUCCCUCCCAUCGCCUUCCAGCCCCUCAGAUCCCCUUCCAUCCCCUCCCAUACGCACACCGACACUUCGUUUCCCUACUCACUUCACAAAGUUCUCAACUCCCUUCUUCUGUUCCCCACCAGACAUCAAAGAUGUUCUUGA
Messenger RNA from Closterium sp. Naga37s-1, 1668 nucleotides. Lineage: Eukaryota; Viridiplantae; Streptophyta; Zygnematophyceae; Desmidiales; Closteriaceae. The record is from the annotation of a GenBank genome assembly.